CCGGCGGGGACCCCCGCUCCGGCCGGGCCAUGGCCCGCUGGCGGCUCUGCCUGGCCGGGCUCCUGCUGCUCCAGGGCUGCGGGCUGGGCUGCCCCUCGGAGCUGGCGUUCCGGCUGGAGCCGGCGGACGUGAUUGCGGUGCGGGAGCGGCCCCUGGUGCUGCACUGCUGGGUGGAGGGGGAGCCGCCCAUCACCAUCACCUGGCACAAGGACGGGGCCGUGCUGGCCAACGGCUCGCUGCGCAUCGAGAGCUUCUGCCGCCGGCCCGGGGCCAGCGCCGCCAACCCGCCCAGCGUCGGGGAGUACAGCUGCGCCGCCCAGAACCGCCACGGGCUGCUGGUCAGCCGCAAAGCCCGCGUGCAGCUCGCCACCCUGUCCACGUUCCACAUGCACCCGGCGUCCAUGGCGGUGGAGGAAGGCGGCGUCGCCCGGUCCCGAGGCCACCAUCACCUGGGAGCGGAACCGCACGGCCCUGCCGGCUGGCGACCACCGCCUCCAGCCUCUGCCCCCACCUCCCCGUUAGCGCCCCCCACGGCCCAGAGCGCCCCCCAGGGAGCAGCAUGCUGCCCCCCAGCUCGGGCUGGGAGGGGGGCCGUGGGGCCCGGGCAGCAGCUGGGCGUUCAGCUGCGGGAGCCGGAGCGCAGGGCCUGGGCGUCGCUCCUGACUGUGUUAAAAUUAAAAAUAAAAUGGAGACCGAAGCCUGGCAGCACGUGGUGUCCUUGGGGGUGA
Messenger RNA from Mauremys reevesii (Reeves's turtle), 728 nucleotides. Its product is annotated as immunoglobulin superfamily DCC subclass member 3-like. Gene Ontology annotation, cellular component: plasma membrane; axon. The record is from RefSeq and is a predicted model, not a curated record. Gene Ontology annotation, biological process: axon guidance; cell-cell adhesion. The coding region runs from base 30 to 728 and encodes 232 amino acids. Lineage: Eukaryota; Metazoa; Chordata; Testudines; Geoemydidae. The transcript is spliced from 4 exons.